Molecule: messenger RNA, 5551 nt
Organism: Drosophila arizonae
Lineage: Eukaryota; Metazoa; Arthropoda; Insecta; Diptera; Drosophilidae
Product: chromatin remodeler ATRX homolog
Cellular component (GO): nucleus
Molecular function (GO): ATP binding; ATP hydrolysis activity
Source: RefSeq, a predicted model, not a curated record
UUUGAAUUUAUUGCAACCCGAUUUGACGGUUGGCAAUUCAAUGUCCAUAGACAAAUAUAUAAAAAGCGAAAUUACUUUUGAGGAGGAACAAAUAACGGAGACUUCAUUCAUGGAUCUUCCAAUGGAACAGAUUUGUCAAGUAGAAUUCGAGACAGUUUUGGACACCAGCGGGGAAUGCUGUAGAAGUCUCAAUAAUAACGUUGGUGAAAUGUGUGCACUUCAAAAAGAUCCUGAACCAUAUCCAUAUAUUGAUUUGGAAUUUUCGGAUGCCUUAAAUGAUCAUAACUAUACAUCUCAAGAAGUGCUCCUAGCACAACCUAGUUUGGAUAGUGUUAAAGACGUACUCUUGAGUUACAUGAUAAUCAAUAGAUCAACUGUUGAAACAGUCCCAGAAAAUGUCACAGCUUUUAUAGACAAUACAAUUGAUAAAAUGAAACAGUUUCAAUUGAAAAACGCAGAUAAAAAAGCUGAUGAGAAAUCUUCUAUUGAUGGUUUCACUCGGAGCAACAAUGCGACUCUUUCAGAAAACUGCUCGGAGCCUUUGGAAGUUGAGGGUAAUGAUGAAUAUUUUGAAAGCCUUUAUGAACACAUUACUGAAAAUCAAAGUGUGGCAAAUAAUGUUUUCAAGAAUACAAUUGAUUUUGUAAAGGAUUUCUAUAAUGAAUGCAAAUCAUUUUCAUCCAAAGCGGAAGAGGAUUUUAAAGAUUAUAUAUUUGAAAAAAUUAAAAAACUUAAGAUAGUUGCCAAUAUUAUAAAAACAACUGAUCAAUCUACUCAAACGUUUUCGAAAGGUUUGUUAAAGAAAAGACUUCGAAUUAAUUAUAACGCAAAAAAGUAUCUGUUAGAUACAUCCGCUACAUCGACCACAGAAAGUGAGUGUGAUAUUAUGGAUGAUUUUAAGGAAAACGAAAGUGCAAAAGAUCGAAACUUUUUGGCUAAGACUUUUGAAUACAGCGACGGUAUUGAUCUUAGAAAAUAUAUUAAUUUAGAUUUUAACAAAAGUAGUUUUUGGCAAUCUUGUGAUUUUGAUAAUGACAACACAAAUUCAUGUUCUUCCGAAAAUGGUACGGAUAAAGAAAUAGAAAGGCUUACCAAUUUAAAUGGACUUAAAAAGCGACAUGUGCAAAACAGGGGAGCCAAAUCCAAUGAUAAAAUCAAUCAAAAACUUGUAGGUACUAAAAAUGCAACUCCGCCUACUGAAAUGGAUGAUGAUAUGGAGAUGUAUGAUACUGAACACAGUUUCAAAGAAAGUGAUGAUGAGAUUAUAACGGAGAACCAAUACCUUUUACGAUUUAACGAACAAGUUAAACAACAAUUAUUAAAUGAGUCAAACAGUGAUGAUUCUGGUCUUUCGGAUCAAAGCGAAUACAAUCUCUCGAAAGAAUCGUCUACGGAAGAUGAAUAUAAUACAGAUGUAGUAGACAAAUUUCUGCAAGUUUUUGAAAGUGAACCAGAUAAUAUGAAUAGGGACGUAAAAAUUAACGAAAUUAAAGAAAGUAAAGUGGAAUCUGAGAAGAAAGAGACUGAUAGUUCUGAAGUUUGCGAUGAACUAUGGAAUGAUAACUUUAUUCACAAAAACAAACCCAAAAAAUCAUUGGAGAAACUUUUAUCUGAAGCGGAAAAACGUAAUCAAAAUGAGGAAAUUGUGCUGAGUUCAGAGAGUGAUUAUUCUGAUGCGGAGCCAGAACCAGUUGAAGAAAAGACGAGAUUUAUUAAGCCAAUGCUUCGUAUGGAUCAGUUGGCUAAUGAAACAAGAGCUGCUCAAAAAUCAGAAAGUGAAAGAAUACGAAGACUGGAAAAAAAACAUGUGAUGUUAUCUAAAGCUAUAAAAAAUAAAUUAGGAAAUUCAAAAACAGGUGAUUUAAUACUGGAUUACAUGGAAAACACAAAAACAUUUAUAAAGGUCGAUGAUGACAUCGUGAAACAAUUAAAGCCUCACCAAAUUGAUGGAGUUAAGUUCAUGUAUGAUUCAUGCUAUGGAGGAAUUGAUCACUCUAAAAAGAACUCUGGCUCGGGAUGCAUAUUGGCUCAUUGCAUGGGCUUGGGGAAAACAUUGCAGUUAAUAGCUUUACUACACACCGUUAUUUCAUACAAAGAACUAAACACAACAAAAAUCCUAGUUCUCUGUCCAAAGAGCACGGUUAUGAAUUGGGCUGAUGAGCUGCAACGCUGGUUGGGGCCACUGAAAAGUAGUACUCAUAUAAAAGUUUUCGUUUUUCCGGAUUCAUCGGACAUUUCAGAUAAAUUACGUGUAUUAGAGGAGUGGUCCUUAUCAUCGGCCAAACGUGCUGGUUGCCUUUUGGUGGGAUAUGAGGCUUUUCGGACUCUGGUGUUUUAUCACAAAUAUAAAAACCGAGGAAAUUUGAGUUCUACAAAAUUGGAGAGUAUUCGAGAAAAAGUAAACAAAUAUUUACUACAACCUGGUGCGGAUCUUGUCGUUUGUGAUGAAGGUCAUAUAAUAAAAAACAGCAAGUCCGCUAUAAGUCUAGCUGUUGCAAAAAUUAUAACCCCAAAACGAAUUAUUUUAACCGGAACUCCAAUUCAAAAUAAUUUAAAAGAAUAUUACAGUAUGGUUAACUUUAUAAAGCCAUUAUACCUCGGUACAGAAAAGGAAUUUGCUAAUUUAUAUGCUAAUCCAAUAAAGAAUGGACAACAUAAGGAUUCAAGUAAAAAGGAUAUUACAGUUAUGAAGCAAAGAUCGUAUGUCUUACACAAAAAACUAUCCAAAUUUGUACAGAGAAAGGAAGCUGAACUGCUAAAGACCUUUUUACCACAAAAAUUUGAAUAUGUGCUUUUUAUUCCAAUGACUGCGGUUCAAAACACUCUAUAUGAAUUUAUUUUGGAAGCUAUAGCCAGCCGUGGAGAUAGUAGAGGAAAAAGUCUCAUCACAGAUUACACUGUUUUAAGGAAGAUAUGGACACAUCCCAAGGUCCUCGAAGAUGCGUGGAAAAAUGCUAACGCUCAGAAAAAUAAAAAAGAUAACAAAAAGCAUGGAUGUCCGCAUUCUGACGACGAUCAGCCAGAUGAUAUUUAUGAUAGUCAAACUGGUGUGAUUUCCGUGACUAAUGAUUGGUGGCGAAAAUAUCUUUCAAAAAGGGAUCUGGAAACCAUUAUGCCAAGCAAUAAACUUCGAACAAUGUUUUCAAUUCUUCGUAUGUGCGAAGAAAAAGGAGAGAAAUGCCUAAUUUUCUCGGCGUUUGUUGCAGUACUUAAUGUGGUUGAAUAUUUUUUUAAAAAGAUAACGGAAUCGGAUACUGAAAUAUUACAACACAUUCAUAUUCCAAGUAGCUAUAAAGUUUCAAAUACUUGGAUUAAUGGUCAAGAUUAUUAUAGGCUAGAUGGAAAAACGCCGAAAAACAUUAGACACGAAAUGAUAAAACGUUUUAACAGUGAAGCCAACAGACGAGCUCGAGUUUUCCUGAUAUCUGCCAAAGCAGGAGGCCAGGGAAUAAAUCUAACUGGUGCAAAUAGAGUUAUAAUAUUGGACACUUCAUGGAAUCCUUCUAAUGAUCAGCAAAAUAUUUUUCGCAUAUUUCGACUGGGCCAGAAAAAAAACUGUUAUAUAUACCGUCUACUAGCAAUGGGAACGAUGGAAGAAAAAGUCUACUCACGAUCGGUCACAAAGCAAGCAAUGAGCUUUCGAGUUGUUGAUGAGCAGCAAAUUGAUAGACAUUACAACAUGGCAGAAUUGGCUGAACUUUACACGUUAACUGUCCCCAAACAAUGUGAAAGGACAAUGCCUGUAUUACCAAAAGAUACCAUACUAGCACAUCUUUUACGGCAAUCGGAGUUGGUUUAUAAAUAUCAUGAACACGACAGUCUUUUAGAGAAUAAAGUGGAACAAGAACUAAGUGAGCAGGAAAAAGCUGAUGCUUGGGAUACAUAUGAAAAAGAAUUACAAAUGAAUUUGGCUCAACAGGAAGGAUUUAAUGCCGAUAAGACUCAAAAUUCUAUUCACCCCGCAAAACUGGCGUCAUAUUUGGGCUCUGUUCCGAGUCUUGAUAUGCAAACUCUAUUAAGUUAUAGUCUACAAUCUGCGUCACUUAUGCCACCGUACAGUUAUGGAUUAAAUCAAAACUAUAUAGAUACUUUAAGUUUGUAUCAAAAGUAUACAUCUCUGCGUUACCCGGAUAUGAACUCAUGCAUUGAAAAUAACUUUGCUCCAUCCCCUUUUAAUGUGCUUAGUACGCCAGGUCUUAAUCGUUUGCCAUCAAAUCCCUCAAUUUUGUCACAUAUGCAAAAUCUUACAAAUUCUAAACCACAGGGUAGAGACUCAAAUUUAUUUGAUACACAAAAAGGUCGAAGUAGCUCCAUGAAUCAUUCACAAUUUCACCAUCCGAUCCCUCCAGAAACAACGUCACUGGAGAACUCAUCAGUAAAUUCCAACUCUAAUAAUGUUCUUGCAAGUUUAGGUCCUUAUAAGCAAUUACUUGAAAACCCGCUAUCAGGUCUAUUAAACUAUGUUCCCCAGGGCUACUCUUCAUCCCUUCCACCUGAAAACCUACAUUCAAAUUUAAAGGGUGGUUUUCAUAAUUUUCCCACUUUGCUUUAUCCAGACAAAACUCUAGAUGAAGUCGAAAGUAUGAGUAUAAAAGAAAAAACAACUAAAUCAAAGCAACCGGUUGAUCAUAAUAUUGUCAGCUCAGUCGAUCUUACAUCGGCAGCUAGUGUGCCGGUCAGUAGCUCACUCUCAAAGACUUCAGUGAAUUCAAAAAAACUGCAAACGCUCGCCACAAGUUCAGUUGAUAAUACCAAGUCAACGCUUGGCAGUGACUCGAUCACAGCCGUUGCAGCGAAAAAUACCGCGUCAUCUUUGAAAGGCGGUAUGAAUUUUUCAUCAACAUAUCCCAGUGGCGCUAGUUCAUCCAUUUCAAAAGAUUAUUUAAAAAGGAACUCUGAAAUGCAGAUAAUACCAACAACAAGUCCUCCUGGUACAAGUAGUAUUACAAAGCAGUUAAAUGAAAUAUCUCCCAGCAUAUCUCUUACAGCAGUUAACUCAUUAACAGAGAAAACGAAAUCUCGCCGGCAGACCUUGCAAAAGAGUUCUUCUAACUUAACUGUCGAUAAUAAGCAAAAUACAAAUCUUUACAAAUCGAAGAAUACUUUACAUCAGAAUAUAUCACCAUUAUCAAAUGCUUCGUUGUCUGCAGUUAGCGAUGCUACCACAGACUACAAAACAUUAAUCAACAGGAAUAGCGCGGAAUUAAUUUUAAAUAAUUCCAAGUCGUUGACGACAGUGAAUAACAAAAUUUUGCCCGAAUCAUUCUAUAAAAGCAAGACCAUAAACACAACGCAUAAUACAUUAAACACUAGUUUACCUACAAAUUUUGUUAAGCAGGGUGAAGGCUCAAGCGACGGUCGAUUUCUCACUAGUGACCUAUGUUCAAUGGCAACAGAUGUACAUUCACCAGGAGAAAAGUCAAGCAGCCCUUCGAGAAAGAGGUCUACUGAAAGUCCAAGAGAAAAUCUAAAUAGUAAACGGACUAAGCUCUAAUAUAGUAUUUUAUAUUUUAUUAUCUAUAAAAUUAGAAUACAUAUAAAUAUUGCUUUG